This is a messenger RNA of Dromaius novaehollandiae (emu), 919 nucleotides long. Its product is annotated as ovomucoid-like. The record is from RefSeq and is a predicted model, not a curated record. NCBI's taxonomy places the organism in Eukaryota, Metazoa, Chordata, Aves, Casuariiformes, Dromaiidae. The transcript has 4 exons. The coding region runs from base 70 to 327 and encodes 85 amino acids. Gene Ontology annotation, molecular function: protein binding; serine-type endopeptidase inhibitor activity.
UACAUUCAAGAAGUGAAGUGCAGUGGGACACUUAGAGCACAGACGGGCUGUGGAACAGGUCAAGAACCUAUGUCUGCUAUGAAGAUAACAGGCAUUUUUGUGCUCCUCACCCUAGCAGUUCUUUGCUUAGCAAAUGCUGCCAAAAAGGAUGAGGUAGACUGCAGUGAAUACAAGAGUUUACAGGCAAGAAGACCUAUUUACUGUGAAAGGCUCUAUCAACCUUUUUGCGGCUCUGAUGGGAAAACCUAUAACAACAAAUGUUCUUUCUGCAAAGCAGUUCUGAGAAGCAGAGGUGCUUUACACAUGAAGCAAGCAGGUGCAUGCUGAACGGAUUCUGGGUGACAGAGCAGAAUGCUGAGAACAGCUUUACACUGCCAUAUCAUGAUCUCUUAAUUUAAUUUCACUCAUCCUGCCUGUUCUGAUGACAGCACACAAAGCAAGAACUAGCCUUUUCAGCUGUACUCUGUCUUUUGAUGCUUCUCGCUGCUCCAUAGUAUUGGGAUUGACACUUCUGUCCUUCCUGCAAAACACUCUUCUUAGGAUUCUCAUGAGCAUCUCUGUUUCUGCAGCUAGCUGGUUUUCAUGUGAGUGCUUAAUCAGUUAAUUUACCUCCACAGUGACAGUUCAAAUUUUCUAGCAUUCCCAACUGAUUUUAUUCAACAGAAGCCAGUAUAGGCAUUGUCUCAGCUUCGCUCGUUAGUGAAGUGUUUCCUCUCAUUUACGCAGAAACCUUUGCAAGUACUUCUUUUCAAGGUCUUCAGUUUUCCUCGGUAAUGCUUCGACUCUUCCAGCUCUAGGAUUUAUAGCUACAUUUUAAAUUGUCAUUUUUCUUCUAACUUUGUACAAUUCUGAUUCAUUUAUGUUGUUUAGCUUCUUAGUUUGCAUGUUUAUUAAAAUAAACGUUGAUGUGUUUUACGCC